AUGGGGUAUUCGGAUACUGAUGUGGCAGAAUACCUGUACAAGAACAAACCUCGGGUUGAUUCUCUAGUGAAAUUUCUUUGUAAGGACCUCAGAGGAGCAUGCAGCAAAAAGCCACCUAAAGUUCCUGAGGAUAGGAUUCCAGGAGAGCCUUUUGUUCCCAAGUCCUCCAAGGAGGCUGAAAUGGAGAAGAUACCAAAAUCUAUGGAGGGGAUGCCAGGAGCUCCUGGCAUGAAGAUGUACUCAAAGGAAGAUUUGAUGAAUACAAAAAACUUCGGUGAUGAUGAUGUAGACGAGGAAGAUGAUGAAGAUGAGGCACAAUUUCCUUCAAAUUUGGGAAAAGUCUUGAGGGAAAAGGAAAACAAGAAGGAUGAUUGGACACGAAGGAUUACAAAAGGAAUCCUAAAUGCUGGCGAGACAGUCAAGAAUCAUGCAAACAAAGUCUCCCACCGGAUUAGAAAGUGGUGGAAAGCAAAGAAGGCUGUAUUGAACAAGAAGAAUUCAAAUGCCAAGAAGUCAGAGCUCUAG
Molecule: messenger RNA, 525 nt
Organism: Coffea arabica (coffee)
Lineage: Eukaryota; Viridiplantae; Streptophyta; Magnoliopsida; Gentianales; Rubiaceae
Source: RefSeq, a predicted model, not a curated record